AUGGAUGAACUUGAUAGACUGAUCUGGUUUAUCCAGAGCACUAGCAUUCCUAACAGUAACCAGUGGAUUCAGUCACUGCGCGAUGGCUCUACAGAUGCUGUUAUUGCUCUUCUUUUGUCGUGCUUACCAAGCCUCAAGGCUCUGUAUCUAAUCUACUUUAAAAAUAGAGGUCUACAGAGAGCAGUAGUAGGCGGAAACCGGCACUUGAAGUAG
This is a messenger RNA of Aspergillus nidulans FGSC A4, 213 nucleotides long. RefSeq lists its product as uncharacterized. The transcript has 3 exons. Lineage: Eukaryota; Fungi; Ascomycota; Eurotiomycetes; Eurotiales; Aspergillaceae. The coding region runs from base 1 to 213 and encodes 70 amino acids. The record is from RefSeq and is a predicted model, not a curated record.